Candidula unifasciata is the source of this 263-nucleotide messenger RNA. NCBI's taxonomy places the organism in Eukaryota, Metazoa, Mollusca, Gastropoda, Stylommatophora, Geomitridae. The record is from the annotation of a GenBank genome assembly.
UCCACUAUGGUAGAGGUCGAGGGUGGCCAGGGGCUCGAGCUGGUGGAUGGACCCAGCGAGGCCGGGGACACAUGCCACAAUUGCUCAGCAGAACCCAUCUGGACAACAGGCCCAAGACAAUUGAGGUGAAGGGCUUUGAUCUGCCCGAGCUCGAGGAGAUCAAACAGCACUUUCAGCGGUUUGGCGAGAUCGAUAAAGUGGACGUGGUGGAAGAAGUUCCCAGUAUAUUCCUCACCUAUGCCUCCCGACCAUCUGCUGAAGUG